This is a messenger RNA of Tinamus guttatus (white-throated tinamou), 1724 nucleotides long. The record is from RefSeq and is a predicted model, not a curated record. NCBI's taxonomy places the organism in Eukaryota, Metazoa, Chordata, Aves, Tinamiformes, Tinamidae.
CCAAAUGAUUUUAAAUACCUUACCUGAUGUUCUUAUUCAAGGUUUAUUGGUCUAAUGGUUGGCUGGAGCAGCAGUGGAAAGAAUAAAGAGCCAUGGUGUCAUGGAAAGGGAUAUACUUUCUACUUGCACUAUUCUUGGGAAGCUUUUUUGGAAGUAUCUUCAUGCUCAGUCCUUUUCUGCCUUUGAUGGUUAUCUCUCCAGCCUGGUAUCGCUGGGUCACCGACUGCAUUGUGGCCACUUGGCUCACACUCCCAGUGGCUUUGCUGGAGAUGGUAUUUGGUGCCAAGGUGGUUGUCACUGGUGAUGGAUUUGUUCCUGGAGAAAGGAGUGUCAUUAUCAUGAACCAUCGCACCCGAAUGGACUGGAUGUUCCUGUGGAACUGCCUGCUGCGAUACAGCUACCUCAGACUUGAAAAAAUCUGUCUCAAAUCCAGUCUCAAAAGCAUUCCAGGAUUUGGCUGGGCGAUGCAGGUUGCUGCCUUUGUUUUUAUUCAGAGAAAAUGGGAAGAUGACAAGAGUCAUUUUGAAAAAAUGCUGGAUUAUUUCUGCGACAUUCGUGAACCACUACAGCUCCUCAUCUUUCCUGAAGGAACUGAUCUCACAGCCAAUACCAAAGCCCGCAGUAAUGAAUUUGCUGAAAGGAAUGGACUUCGAAAAUAUGAGUACGUCUUGCAUCCGCGAACUACUGGAUUCACUUUUGUGGUGGAACGUCUGAGGGAAGGUAACAAUCUCGAUGCUAUCCAUGACAUAACUGUGGCAUACCCCCAGAACAUUCCUCAGACAGAGAAGCACCUUUUGAAUGGAAACUUCCCCAAGGAGAUUCACUUUCACGUCCAGAGGUACCCAAUAGAGACGGUGCCCACUGCUAAGGAGGAGCUGCAGCUUUGGUGCCAGAAGCGUUGGGAAGAGAAGGAGGAGAGACUCCGGCAGUUCUACGAAGGUGCAAGGUGCUUCGAUGCGACGGGGCGAAGCGUUAUCCCACCGUGCAAAUCUGAGCUCAGGGUCCUAGUGGUUAAGUGCGCCUCGCUCCUCUACUGGACAGUGUUCACACUGGGUAUGUUCGUGCUACUGUACACGUGCAGCUUCGCACGGUGGUAUUUUGUGGCCGUGAUUGUCUUUUUUGUUGUCCAGCAAAAAAUAUUUGGUGGGCUGGAACUAAUUGAACUUGCUUGUCAUCAGUAUUUUAAAGGGCAAGAGCAGAUAUGUGACACAAAAGUGAAAAGCACUUAGUUCUUGGGUAAAGAAAGGGUAAGAAUGGAUGUUUUUGAGACAUACUGCAGACUUUGUAAAUGGGGAAGAAUUUUUGCAUGAGAAUUGUCUUUUCUUACUAUCGACAUUAUUUGUUAGACAUUUGCACUUAAUUCUGUGAAAGGAAAGGAAAAACAUUAGUUACUGCUACACAUGAAAAUGAUAGUUUUUAUCUCUGAAUGUAAUUUCAACAUUGCUCUUGCAAGCAGCUAGUAACCUGCAUUCUGCUGUAAUUAUCAAACAAACUGCUGGAUUAUUGAACAAUCAUAAGGAUGUUAAUAAAUGUGAUAUGUGCUGAACUUUAAUGUAAAAAUCCAAACUGUCCAGCUAUGAGAGACAGAUACAGGAUUUCUGUAUAAUCACAUUGUCAUAAAGUGAGCACCAGACUGAAAAAGCUAGGAAAUUUAAUGAUGGUUUGAUGAUAGCUGUUAAGUUUCUUUUUUUGCUAUGUCAAAUGUUGGAAACGUAAUUUAAAAU